UUAGGUUAAGAGUGGGGUUAGGAUGACAGUUACUAUAUAAGCGGAGGAAUACCGGCGCCUUGCCCCUAUUCGGUCACCAUCCGUCGUGCAACAUACAUUCAGAUGUCUCGCGAUGGACAGCCGCGUUUCCAUCGUCGUACCCGGAAUAGUCGUUCACGAAGUGAUACGCGUAGCCGGUCGCGGCAUUCUUGUGAUGGUUCGCGCUCACGCACUCCGCAUCUUCGAUGUUCACGAAAACGACGCACGCAAAGAUGUCACUCUCGCAGCAAUUCACGAAGACGCUCGCCGCAUAUCAGGCGUUCCAGUGGGCGGGACUACGGGCAUGGUCAAGUACCACGUGGCGAGCAGGCGUCGCGCAGCGUACGCACGCCGCCGCUGUCACCCGUGGCCGCGCCGCCGAGCAAUUGUGGAUCCUGGAAUGCUGUCCUGGCGCGAUUGGAAGCGCUGGAACAGUUCUCAUGUGCCAGCUUCGGUAGAACGGACUUCAGUUGGACGGCCGAACGGCUAGCCAGAAACCAAGCCGCCAUGGACGCUCAAGUUAACGGGGAUAGGCGUCCGCCUCGUGUGUUUCAAGAAGGAGACUUGGUCUUAGUCAUCAAGUAUGCCCAGUCCACGGGGAAGCUUGAUCAUGGCAUGCGCGGGCCCUAUCCAGUGGUUCGUGUUUUGCCUCAUUGGCGCUACGAGCUGCGACUGGUGGCCGGUUCCUAUGGCAAAACAGCCUUUGCCGCUGCGCAGUACAUGGUACCUUGGGCAAGCGAGUGUACACCCGAGUCGUGUGCUGGUUUCUUCGAGGGCAAGUGUGCCACUGUGUAAGUGCCGUUGGCCAACUUGUGUGGUACCCUUGAAGAAAUGUCCUGGGGCAAUGUUGCCUUUUGGACUCUGUGGAGAUUCUUACUAUUCGUGGGAAUAGUAGUGUUGUUUGGCCUUCUGUCAGUGUGGUGCACCUGUAGGGUGUACCCAUGACCUCUGGAAGCUGGUCGGCUUUGCAAACCGAUCAGUCGCUGUGAGAUGUGCGCUCAUAGUGUUCUUUAUUAAGCAUGCUAGUCAUAGUUAUUUUAGUACCUAAGUUGUCUGAACGUUAGUGUUUAUGAAACCUGAAGUUAUUCAUUUAUAAACUACAGGUGGUAAAGAUAAGUAACUGAACUACGAAACAACGACGUUCAAACCCUAUACUUGGUUGUUUAUUUUAACACUAACACGAACUAACCUGCAUGAUGGCAACAUGGGCUGGUAUCCUCGCCGUUUACUAAUGGUUUGACUUCUUCCACAGACAAUGACGAUGAUAACGGUGGUAGUGUGGUUGAAGACCAGCCACCUCAGUUAGAGUCGCCUGCACCAGACCUGCCCGGGCCUAUGCCUGCAC
Molecule: messenger RNA, 1363 nt
Organism: Spodoptera litura
Lineage: Eukaryota; Metazoa; Arthropoda; Insecta; Lepidoptera; Noctuidae
Source: RefSeq, a predicted model, not a curated record